Pieris rapae (cabbage white) is the source of this 986-nucleotide messenger RNA. Its product is annotated as beta-1,4-galactosyltransferase 4-like. Gene Ontology annotation, biological process: carbohydrate metabolic process. The transcript has 7 exons. Bases 36 to 941 code for a protein of 301 amino acids. Gene Ontology annotation, molecular function: glycosyltransferase activity. Lineage: Eukaryota; Metazoa; Arthropoda; Insecta; Lepidoptera; Pieridae. The record is from RefSeq and is a predicted model, not a curated record.
CUUAAUUUUGAAUAAUAAUUCAUCUGAGAAGAAAAAUGUCUCAAACACACUAUAAAUCUCGGCGAAUCGUAUUUAUAUUUGUAAUUGCUGCGAUAUUAAGUUUUAUGUACCACACUUCAUAUACAAUUAACUACAUCAUAAGGAAUGAAAAUGGCGGAAAUUUUAAAAUGAAAAAUGAUUUAUAUAUAAACGAAACUGAAGAUUCUCAGCUGGUAACAAUAAAUAUAGACUGGAACAAGAAAGUUUUACAAAAUACUCUUAGCUGUGUUAAAAAUGUUACCAGGGAAAAUUCCAAAAAUGUAACGAAUAGAGAACUUAAAGACGGGCUUUUAGAUUAUUUUCAAAAUUAUGAAAACGAAAAGAUUGAAUUGUGUCCAAGGGUUCCGCCCCAUCUUGGACCUGUGCCGGGUGAUAAAUCAAUUAUUGUAAACGCAACGACUCCAUACAAGCGCGGUCAAUUGUAUAACAUUGGUUUCGAAGUGGCUCAAACGAAGCGAGCAGAGGGUUGGAUGUGCUUCAUAUUCCAUGACCCUUACUUGGUUCCUGAAGAUACGAGGAACCUGUACCGUUGUGGGAGCCGACCUAAAAGACUGGUGGCUGAUGAACGUAUGCCUCCAAGAUUUGGUGGUGCCAUUUCUAUUCAGCCGGAAAAAUUUACCAAAGCUAACGGAUUUUCAAAUCUUGCUUGGAAUGAUGAUGAUGAUUACAUAGAUAUGUAUCGAAGAUUGAUCGUAGCCAAUAUUUCAUUAGAAUCGAAUAAGGCGCCAAUAGGAAAAUAUUCUUCUUUACCGUAUCUAAAGCAAACAAAUAAUAUAACCGUAAGAAGAAAGCAAACAACACCAAGUCUAAAAAAAUUAAACGAAGGACUAAACGACAUUAAAUUAACAAUAAUGUCCAUAGAGUAUCACCAACUUUAUACAUUGGUAACAAUUGUUGAAUAAACAAUAUGUGAAAAUAAUUGUUUUACUUAGAAAUAGCACUUUUAA